This is a messenger RNA of Prunus armeniaca (apricot), 240 nucleotides long. The record is from the annotation of a GenBank genome assembly. NCBI's taxonomy places the organism in Eukaryota, Viridiplantae, Streptophyta, Magnoliopsida, Rosales, Rosaceae.
AUGGAGGCUACAGAUGUGAGGAAUCAGACUGUUUUUCUUUGGCAGGGACAAUUGUCAAACGAUGUGCUACGUUUGCAAGGCGGUGACCAAGUCUCCAUUCUUGUAAGGCCUGAUGAUGUUGAUUUUGUGAGAGUGAAGAAGACAGGACGUAGCCAUGACGCAUCUGUUCCCCGUGAUCAAAUGAGUGCUUUAGUUGAAGAAUCAGCAGUGGAAGACGAUCCUUUUGGCCCUGGCGGAUGA